AUGCUGAACGCAAUCGCACCUAGUGAAGUCCCACAAGUUAUCAAGGCGCCCGAGUUUACUCGACGCAAGAACUGGUCUCAAAGCAUUCUGGACGAGUUGCGAGAUUUGGUUUUGGUCAUUACGCCCGACUACACCGUUCUCUAUUGUUCGCCUGCCUCGAGUGAAUGCCUCGGCUACGAGCCACUCGAACUGACCAAUCAUCGAGUCACCGAAUUCAUUCAUGUCGACGAUGUCGAUUCGUUCACUCGGGACUUUCGAAUUUGCAAGGACACCAUGGAGCCAUUCAAGGGUGUCUUUCGUUUACAAGGCAAGGACGGCAAGUUCAAAAUGGUUGAAAUGACAGGUCACUUUUACAGAAAGUGCUUUUUUGGCACUACACGAGUGAUCCCCGUGACCGCUACGCGUACCAUGGAAGCCUUUUUGGAGCUCAAGAUGGAGAACGAGGCUUUGAAGCAGAAGCUGCAUGAACUGGAGGCGGAGGACGAGCUUGACGAUGAUGAAGGCGAAGAUGGAGAACUGCAGCAGCAGCAGCAGCAACAACAGAGCCAGCAACUACUUGAGCGAGCAGAUGCGACGGCACCGUACGUCUACACACCUGGUAUCAUCACCUCGUACGAUAUCUCAGAGACAUUGUCCCUGUUCACUGGUCUGCAUUAUGAGAUUGGUGAACGAUCCCGCGGUAUCUCGAUGGGUAUUGAAGGCGAGCUGCUGAACGUUUCGCCCGAAAGCAGGGCUGAACUCCCCACCGUGGUGGGCCCUGUGGAUAAAGAAGUUGCUUCCGAAGAGCCUCAGCGAAAGAGCAAGAAGAAACGUGUCGAGGUUGAACCACGACUGCGUAUCUGCACUGGCUGUGGCACCACCGAUGCUCCUGAAUGGAGAAAGGGACCCAUGGGACCAAAAACACUCUGCAAUGCUUGUGGCUUACGCUGGGCCAAGACCCAGAAACAAGUUCAAGAACAAUAG
Molecule: messenger RNA, 963 nt
Organism: Zychaea mexicana
Lineage: Eukaryota; Fungi; Mucoromycota; Mucoromycetes; Mucorales; Lichtheimiaceae
Exons: 3
Coding region: 1-963 (320 amino acids)
Biological process (GO): regulation of DNA-templated transcription
Molecular function (GO): sequence-specific DNA binding; zinc ion binding; protein binding
Source: RefSeq, a predicted model, not a curated record